AUGGCUAAUAAUGUCAAUGGAGGUUCUUCUAAAGCUCUCGCAAAUGAUCUUACAGAUAAAAGAUCUUUAAGACACAGGGAAGAUGAACUCCAGUCAUUGAGAUUGUUUUCGAUGGACUUGGUUCCUGUUGGAUUCUUUGCAGGGUUCAUUGUGUUGUUAAUGGUUCUCUUAAUCUGCCUUUUUGUCCCCCAACAGGACAACUUUCUUGACUUCCAAGAUGGUGUGGGCCAUAGGACUAGUGGAAAGUGGAAACCUUCCAUACUUUUUAUUUUCAUUUUUCUUCUCCCCUUUAAGAUAUGGUUAUGAAAAAUAAGGUUGUGUCUUAAAACGUUACAUUCUUUCUUGCAGAAUGUUUUUUUUUUUAUUUUUUUUUUAUUUUUUUAUUGGAGUAC
Messenger RNA from Lactuca virosa, 392 nucleotides. Lineage: Eukaryota; Viridiplantae; Streptophyta; Magnoliopsida; Asterales; Asteraceae. The record is from the annotation of a GenBank genome assembly.